UCAUGUGGGAGUAUCUGCGGGCAGGAGACCGCUAAGGCUCGGUGGCCACGAAAGGGCUUCCUUCCUUUUCAAAAAUGCCCCGGAAGUUCCUCUGCCCUUAGUGAAGAUGGCAGUAGCACUUGACAUAAGAUGGGAGGGCUGCGCCUGCGCAACAAGUUCGACGGGGAAGAUGGCGGAUGACAAGGAUUCUCUGCCCAAGCUUAAGGACCUGGCGUUUCUCAAGAACCAGCUGGAGCACCUGCAGCAGCGUGUAGAAGACGAAGUCAAUAGUGGUGUGGGCCAGGAUGGGUCGCUCUUGUCCUCCCCAUUCCUCAAGGGCUUCCUGGCUGGUUAUGUGGUUGCCAAACUGAGAGCAUCUGCAGUAUUAGGCUUUGCCGUGGGCACCUGCACUGGCAUCUACGCAGCUCAGACAUAUGCUGUGCCCAAUGUGGAGAAGACAUUGAGGGACUAUCUGCGGUCACUGCGCAAGGGGCCUGACUAGCUCUGGAUCCCAUGGGGGAGGCAGGAUGAGCAACUCGAG
Messenger RNA from Pteropus alecto (black flying fox), 520 nucleotides. Its product is annotated as SLC35A4 upstream open reading frame protein. Bases 107 to 481 code for a protein of 124 amino acids. The record is from RefSeq and is a predicted model, not a curated record. Lineage: Eukaryota; Metazoa; Chordata; Mammalia; Chiroptera; Pteropodidae. The transcript is spliced from 3 exons.